Molecule: messenger RNA, 3316 nt
Organism: Sesamum indicum (sesame)
Lineage: Eukaryota; Viridiplantae; Streptophyta; Magnoliopsida; Lamiales; Pedaliaceae
Product: transcriptional corepressor LEUNIG_HOMOLOG
Molecular function (GO): protein binding; transcription corepressor activity
Source: RefSeq, a predicted model, not a curated record
CCUCAGGCCCAGAUCCCUACGUGACCGCUUUUUCCAGCUAUUUUUCGGCUUUCCGUUGCCGAUAUUUCCUCUCUCUAGCCUUCACUCUUCAAGCUCUCAACUUCCUUCUUCACUAGAAUUCAUGAAUUUUCUCCGUUUGUUUUGAAUUUUCUUUUUCUUUUUUCGAGAUUUCAGUGCUCGGUUUCUCGAAUGAAUUAGCAAAAUUGAAUAACUUUUGACCGCUCGCGCUCAUGCUUGCAGUUGUUGAGAAAUAUAUUUGAAUAAUCGAGGUGAGGUUUUAGUUGAAAUUGAAUUCGAGAUCGCGAUCGCUGUAAGGAAUUUGAUAAGAACUCGGCAGUUUCGAGUUCAUAUUUGCUGAUGUGAGGUGUAAUAUUUGAGGAAUUUACUGCAAUUGGAAGUGAUCGGACAAAAAGUUUCGGAUUAGGGUUUUUGGAAGCGCGGAUCUUGUACGGAUCAUUAAUGCAGAGUUUGAUCUCUCCUGGCAAGUUGACGGUUCUUUUUCACCUUAUUUUUUGAAUUAUAGUGGAAGAGAAGAGACUGACUGAGUAGAGCCUUGUGGAGUCAUUUCUUGGAGUAACAAUCAUGGCGCAGAGUAAUUGGGAAGCAGAUAAGAUGCUUGAUGUCUACAUUCAUGACUAUUUGUUGAAAAGAAAAUUGCAUAAUUCUGCGAAAGCUUUCAUGACAGAAGGAAAAGUUGCUACCGACCCUGUAGCUAUUGAUGCUCCGGGAGGAUUUCUUUUUGAAUGGUGGUCUGUAUUCUGGGACAUCUUCAUUGCAAGGACAAAUGAGAAGCAUUCUGAGGCAGCUGCAGCUUACAUUGAGACACAACAAAUUAAAGCAAGGGAGCAGCAGCAACAACAGCUGCAAAUGCAGCAGUUGCAACUCAUGCAGCAACGCAACGCCCAGUUACAACAACGAAGGGAUCCUAACCAUCCUCCUCUUGGGCCUAUGAACUCAAUGAACUCUGAAGGAAUGAUUGGACAACAAUCUGCGAGUGUAUUAGCUAUGAAGAUGUAUGAAGAACGAAUGAAACAUUCAAAUUCCAUGGAUUCGGAGACAUCUCCUGGCCUUAUUGAUGCUAACAGGAUGGCACUUCUCAAGUCGGCUUCCAAUCAACAAGGACAGUUGAUGCAAGGCAAUUCUGGUAGCAUGUCUGCGGCUUUGCAGCAAAUGCAAGGGAGGCCUCAACUGGCAACUGACAUUAAAGGGGAAGUCAACUUGGCGGCACCUCAAAAAUCUUUGCCCAUGGACCCUUCAUCGCUAUAUGGGCAAGCAAUUCUUCAGUCAAAAUCUGGACUUGGUGGUGCAGGGUUGAGUCAAGGAGUAACUGGUCUUCCACUGAAGGGUUGGCCUCUCACAGGGAUUGACCAAAUACGACCAAGUAUGGGUUUACAAGUACAAAAGCCUAAUCUGCAGAACCAGAACCAGUUUCUCUUGGCAUCACAGCAGCAGCAGGUUCUAGCACAAGCCCAGGUGCAAGGGAACCUUGGAAAUUCAUCUAACUAUGGGUUCGGAGGAUUACCAAGGGGUAAUUUUAAUGCAAAAGAUGGUCAGCCUCCACGAAAUGAUGGAUCUAUUUGCUCCCCCGUUCAAUCUAAUUCACCAAAGAUGAAAAUGGGCCAAAUGCAACAGCCUUCAUCUCAACAACAGGAUCAGUUGCAGCAGCAGCAACAACAGCAGCAAUUGCAACAGAGUAACAGGAAAAGGAAACAACAUUCUUCAUCAGGGCCUGCCAACAGUACAGGUACCGGAAACACAGUGGGUCCUUCCCCAGCAUCACCGCAAUCAACACAUACCCCUGGUGAUGGAAUGACUACUGCUAGCAGCCUUCAGCAUGUUAAUAGUGUCUCCAAGAGUAUGAUGAUGUAUGGAGCAGAGGGAGCUGGUGGAAUUGCAUCAUCUACAAAUCAGCUUGAUGACUUGGAGACUUUUGGAGAUGUCGGUUCCCUUGAAGACAAUGUUGAAUCCUUUUUGUCACAUGAUGGAGGAGACGGAAAUUUGUAUGGCUCUUUGAAACAAACUCUUACUGAACAUAAAACAGAGACUUCUAAAGGUUUUUCAUUUGGGGAGGUUGGUUGUAUACGGACAAGAAAUAAAGUGACUUGUUGCCAUUUUUCUUCGGAUGGGAAGUUGUUAGCUAGUGCUGGGCAUGACAAGAAGGCUGUUCUUUGGAACAUGGACACUCUGCAAACAGAGACUACCCCAGAAGAACAUCAAUAUUUAAUUACAGAUGUCCGCUUCCGGCCAAAUUCGACUCAGCUUGCGACUGCUUCAUUUGACAAGUCCGUUAGAUUGUGGGAUGCAGCCAAUCCAGGCUAUUGUCUACAUGCUUACACAGGACAUACUUCACAUGUCAUGUCCCUCGAUUUCCAUCCUAAGAAGAAUGAUCUUUUCUGUUUCUGUGAUAGUAACAAUGAAAUACGUUAUUGGAGUAUAAGUCCAUUUUCAUGCACUCGGAUGUCCAAGCAAGGAGGCAGUGCACAAGUGAGAUUUCAACCUAUAACUGGACAUCUACUAGCAGCAGCAUCAGACAAGGUGGUUUCUAUAUUUGAUGUUGAAAAUGACAGGCAAACACAUUCUUUCCAGGGACAUUCCGGUGUUGUGAACUACCUGUGCUGGGAUCUCAGUGGUGAUCUCUUGGCUUCUGUCAGUGAGGAUAGCAUUAAAGUUUGGUCAUUGGCCUCUGGAGAGUGCAUCCAUGAGCUCAACUCCAACGGGAACCAAUUCCAUUCCUGUGUGUUUCAUCCAAGUUAUUCUGCUCUCUUGGUGAUUGGAGGUUUGCAGUCGAUGGAGCUAUGGAACAUGGUCGAGAACAAAAGCAUGACUGUUCCUGCACAUGAGAACAUAAUUGCUGCCUUGGCACAGUCACCUCUGACAGGGAUGGUAGCCUCUGCUAGUCACGACAGUUCUGUCAAGCUAUGGAAAUAAGCCGGCAUGACUGGUCUGGUCCGAAAUUGUUAAAAUUGACAUUCAGGAAACUUGCCAUAGCUUAGGGGUGUUCUCUCUUGGUCUUUGUAAGAAAUGUGAACUAGUGUUAGGUGUUUGAGUGUCUUCAAGAUUUUCGGAUCGACUUUGACUAAGAUUACAAGCACACCAAGCAGACUGAUCGAUAUAUGCAGAGCAAGUGUUGAUAAGGGUUCAUAAUUCCGCUUGUGGGCUAUGCUAUUCUUAUUUGUAUCCUUUUCCUGCCAAAGCUAAUGGGUUUGUCUCAACUACUGAAAACAGGCCAUAAUGUAAAUGACGAGCUAUGUGUUGACCGCAUGUGAAUUGCAUUGAGGAUGAUCGACAUAGUACCUCAAUUUUUGUGAGGGUCUCA